UCACCUAACAGUCUCAUUACUCAUUUCUUAGUUGGUUGAUUCAGUGGUGUGAUUCGUAGCAAAUGAUGAUCUUCUUCUGUACACUUUAGCUCAAUAAUUUUAUCUAUCAAUUUAACAAUGUUAUCUCUAAAAUGCAAUCCAAAUCCUUCAUUUUUACACUCAUUAGCUCCAUUUAAACCGGUAACUGCCCCCAAAACCCAAACCCUAAAACCCUCAAAAUCCACCCACUCAAAUUCCUCCAUACAAUCCGUCCUCCAAUGGAAUCGGAAGCCCGAAUUAGCCGGAGAAACGCCGCGUGUUGUCGUCAUCACAUCCGGAAAAGGCGGAGUUGGUAAGACAACCACCACCGCUAAUGUCGGACUCUCAUUAGCUCGCUUAGGUUUUUCUGUUGUAGCUAUUGACGCCGAUGUCGGUCUUCGGAACCUCGACCUUCUCCUCGGACUCGAGAAUCGCGUCAAUUACACGCUCGUCGAAGUUAUGAACGGCGACUGCCGUCUAGAUCAGGCCUUGGUACGCGAUAAACGGUGGUCGAAUUUCGAGCUCCUGUGUAUCUCAAAACCUCGCUCGAAGCUUCCGUUAGGGUUUGGUGGUAAAGCUUUAGUUUGGCUUGUUGAUGCGUUAAAAAGCAGACCUGAAGGUUCUCCUGAUUUUAUAAUUGUAGAUUGUCCGGCUGGAAUUGAUGCAGGGUUUAUCACGGCUAUAACUCCGGCUAAUGAGGCUGUGCUCGUUACUACGCCUGAUAUAACUAGUCUGCGUGACGCGGAUAGAGUGACGGGGCUUUUGGAGUGUGAUGGAAUUCGGGAUAUAAAGAUGAUUGUGAAUAGAGUGAGGACGGAUAUGAUUAAAGGCGAGGAUAUGAUGUCCGUGCUCGAUGUGCAGGAGAUGUUAGGAUUGUCGUUGUUGGGAGUGAUUCCUGAGGAUUCUGAGGUGAUUAGGAGUACUAAUAGAGGGUACCCGCUUGUGCUGAAUAAGCCGCCUACAUUGGCUGGAUUGGCGUUCGAGCAAGCUGCAUGGAGGCUUGUCGAACAGGAUACGAUGCAGGCUGUUAUGGUGGAAGAGGAACCUAAAAAACGCGGGUUUUUCUCCUUUUUUGGAGGAUAGGAAUUGUUCACUGUUUGAUUCGGGCGAUGCUGAAUUUUUGUGACAAUGGAGGCUUUAAGUUGUAGAAGCAGUAUCUACUUAUUUACUGGUGAAAAGGGAGCCGGAAGCUGUGUAUAGAGGGUUAGUAAUGCUUGUGUUUUGAUUCUUUUAAAUUAUUUGAAAGUUUUUGGAUAGAAACAUUUCUAGUGUUAGCAUUUGGAAUGGUAAACUGCUAGCCUAUGCUGUUGAUUACAGUUUUGUUUUGUA
This is a messenger RNA of Mercurialis annua (annual mercury), 1347 nucleotides long. RefSeq names its product septum site-determining protein minD homolog, chloroplastic-like. The transcript has a single exon. Bases 118 to 1101 code for a protein of 327 amino acids. Gene Ontology annotation, cellular component: cytosol; cytoplasmic side of plasma membrane. The record is from RefSeq and is a predicted model, not a curated record. Gene Ontology annotation, molecular function: ATP hydrolysis activity; ATP binding. Gene Ontology annotation, biological process: negative regulation of cell division. NCBI's taxonomy places the organism in Eukaryota, Viridiplantae, Streptophyta, Magnoliopsida, Malpighiales, Euphorbiaceae.